AUGUCUUCCAUCAAAUCCAGACAAGGAGUUGACAACUCCAAGCUCGAUGACGACGUUGCGGAAUUUCACGUCGAGCAAGCUUUCAAUGCAUCGGAAGUCAAGAUCGAAGCAGGGCUUUCCUCGGGAUACGAGUCCCUUAGCUUGUGGCAAACCGUCAAGGUUUUCAAAGUUUCUACGGCAUAUUGUUUCGCAGCGGCUUUUAGUGCUGCCACUGAUGGAUAUCAGAUCGGGAUCAACGGCAGUAUCAUUGCCAAUAAGGGCUUUGUUCAUCAAUUUGCGACUGCGACCAACACCGACGGAGACGAAUACCUGACUGCUCCUAUUCUGGCCGGCUGGAGUUCAAUCAUGUCUGUCGGUCAGAUUAUCGGCAUGUUGACAAUUCCCUUCUUGUCCGACAGAUACGGCCGUAAGACUGCAAUGUGGACUUAUUGGACUAUCCUUGUCAGCAGUGUCUUGUGCGAGACUCUAGCCAGAACCUGGCCAGUUUGGUUAGUCGCUAAGCUCCUUGCGGGGGUCGGAGUUGGCUGUCUUCAGUCGACUUUGCCUGUCUAUAUCUCUGAGUGUGCCCCCACUCGUAUCCGCGGAGGCCUUCUUAUGUGCUACAGUCUCUGGUGGACUAUUGGAUCCUUCUUCGCCUACAUAGCCCUCCAGCUGCUGAACCGAAAGAAUCCCAACAUUUGGCUCACACCUAUUUAUACCCAGUGGGCUCAGAUUGGUAUCAUGUGUAUCAUCUACGUCUUCCUUCCAGAGUCACCCGCUUGGUGCGUCAGUCGUGGUCGCGCAGAUCGUGCUAAGAAGCAGCUGCUGAGGCUCAACCGCGGUGUCGUCGACUAUGAUGAAGAGCAUCAAUACCGGAUCAUCGUGCAGACCUUUGAGCAUGAAAGGGAGGUCGCAGCUGAGCAAAAGAAGGAGCACUGGUACGCCAUCUUUCGCGGAAUUGAUGGCUUUCGGACUGUCAUCUCUCUGUGGCCGAACCUGACGCAGCAAUUCAUUGGCCUCACCCUUUUUGCGACCUUCGGAACCUACUUUUUCCAACAAGCCGGCCUGGCCGACCCUUUCACGAUUAAAUGCAUCACAUCUUCCAUCAAUAUUACCACGCUAUUGAUCGUCGUUUUGGUGGCCGACAAAAUUGGUCGUCGACGUAUUUCAUGCUACGCCACGACGCUUUCAUGGACAGCUUGUGUAGUCAUUGGAAUUCUUGGUCUAAUCCCCAGGACAACGGCGACUUCAAACAUCUUUGUUCUGUUUGUAUGCCUCUGGAAUGUUGGAAUGAUCUCUAACGGUGCUGCUGGUUGGGGUUUCAUAGCUGAGAUCUCUUCUCUGCGUCUUCGACCUUAUACAGCUGGCUUUGGCGCUGCGUGCACUUGUGUUGCUGGAGUCGUCAUGAAUGUUCUAACUCCAUACAUGGUCAACGCCAACAAGUGGAACUGGGGUUUCAAGACUGGCUGGUUUUACGCUGGUGUCGGACUUCCCUUCCUUAUCGGCACAUGGCUUCUGCUUCCCGAUACAUCCGGACGAACUGCAGCUCAGGUCGAUGAACUCUUUGAGAGGAAGAUUAAGCCUUGGAGGUUCAGCAAGACCAAAACCACAGCCUGA
Messenger RNA from Fusarium redolens, 1596 nucleotides. Its product is annotated as general substrate transporter. The coding region runs from base 1 to 1596 and encodes 531 amino acids. Gene Ontology annotation, molecular function: carbohydrate:proton symporter activity. Gene Ontology annotation, cellular component: membrane. The transcript has 4 exons. The record is from RefSeq and is a predicted model, not a curated record. Gene Ontology annotation, biological process: transmembrane transport; carbohydrate transport. Lineage: Eukaryota; Fungi; Ascomycota; Sordariomycetes; Hypocreales; Nectriaceae.